Molecule: messenger RNA, 1825 nt
Organism: Notechis scutatus (mainland tiger snake)
Lineage: Eukaryota; Metazoa; Chordata; Lepidosauria; Squamata; Elapidae
Product: organic solute transporter subunit alpha-like
Source: RefSeq, a predicted model, not a curated record
CCUGUUGCCAAGACACCCAUCUUAGCCUGUGUCAAUGAUUAAUUCAGUGACUAAUGAUGAGAAAGGAGGAAGUUAUUGGCUGGGGAGUGGUACCUGUCCCAGUGAGAAGAACAUGGCGCGUGACCCAAACUGUUCCCUUAUCAGCGAUCAAUUGCCUCUGUCAUCCGAGAUCUUCCAAGUUAUCAAGGCUGAGAUCUGGAUUUUCUUAAUCCCAGUAUUCCUUGGCCUUAUACAAGUUGGCCUAUUUCUGGAACAAACAGGCUUCUUCUUACGACACGGCAAGAGUUCCCAUCGCACCAGUGUCUUGCUUUGGAUCCUGGGAGUUUAUCCGGUAUUCAACCUCACCUCCCUCAUCUGUCUGUACAUCCCUCGAGCUUCCUUUGUCUGUAACUUUGUGGCUUCCAUCUAUCACUCCAUCACCCUUUGGAAGUUCCUUGCACUGAUCCGGGACUUCUUUGGCGGCUCCGAAAGCAUGGUCCAGAAACUGGCAGGGCAGCGGGUGUCUCCGAAUCCUUUCCCGUGCUGCUGCUGCUGUUGCCUUCCUGAGAUUGCUGCCAAUCGAGCAAACUUGCGAUGCAUGACUGUGGCAGUGUAUCAGCUCUCCCUCAUCCGGACCAUCCUCUUCUUCAUCACCCUUAUCCUCUGGACGGACGAUGAAUACGACUAUGGUGCUGUGGGCUACACCAAUCCCAAUUCCUACAUCAAUGUCAUUAUCGCCAUCUCUACCUUCCUCUCCUUCUAUGGCUACUUGCUCUUUUACAAGGCCACCAAGCCGGCCCUUGAUGGCUACAACCUGCGCUACAAGUUUGUCUGCAUCAUUUUGGUUCUUGUCCUUUGCGGGCUGCAGAGCGGAAUCGUGGAAACGUUGGGAGCCUUGGGUGCCAUUCCUUGCAGCCCAUCUCUCUCCCCUGUUACCCGCUCCCAAAUGAUCUACUACUAUGCUUUGGCCAUUGAGAUGUUCUUUAUUGGCAUAUUUGCUCAUUAUUCUUUCCGAAGAAUUGAGCCCUCCAUGGAAGCUGAGCAGGUCAUCCACCAUCAAGCUUCCCAGACCCAGGAAGGCCCAUCUGGUCGUUGUAGCCCCGCUGAUGGUGUGUCUGUGGAGGGAACAAACCCUGGCUACCUCUGUGAUGAGGCUUUCUGUACAAUUGAACAUUCUCCCCUGGACCGCUUUGAUUUCAUUGUCAAGGAGCCUGUGAACAGACAGCAGCAAAGCUGGGGGCCUGGCUGCCAGAGAGGGGGAGCCCUGAAGACAGAGGGGCUUAAGUUAAGCCUACAACAACCUGGAACCGAAGGGUCAAGUGAAAUCCAAAUCCAAUCCCACAUUAACAAAAUGGAAGCAAAUGGAGCCUCUGCUGUAUAGCCACCGUCUUUAAAGGACAGAGACACAGUGACAGCUGAAUCCAGAAUGCAUAAUGUCAAGGCAUACAGAUUGGUGAUGGUGGGGAUAUUGAACUCCAGGUAUGACCAGGCAAAAAUGCGCACCUGUGUGCAGAUAUGCCCAAACAUAUAAUAUUGUGGGAGAUUUCAGUGCUUCUGUAUUAGGUGGAGAACUUUUGUUCCAGCCGUGGCUAAACUUCCUCAGGAUGGAUUGUGAAGACUUAUUGGGAAAACAGAGCCAUUGUUCUGUUCCUUUGUAACAACCCGUCUUUAUACUUCUCCUUUUCCUCUUACUCUUUCCAGAAACCUAACUUAUUUUCUUGUGAAGAACUUUUCAGGUGGCGCAGGAAAUUAGGGCGAAGGGCCCCCCUUGUUCAACAUUACAACUCUGCAGUACUCACUAAACUCAAAUAUGGUUGGCUACUUUAUGGUGUCAGGCAUCAUACAA